This is a messenger RNA of Dromaius novaehollandiae (emu), 7629 nucleotides long. RefSeq names its product APC down-regulated 1 like (gene APCDD1L). NCBI's taxonomy places the organism in Eukaryota, Metazoa, Chordata, Aves, Casuariiformes, Dromaiidae. The coding region runs from base 257 to 1747 and encodes 496 amino acids. Gene Ontology annotation, biological process: negative regulation of Wnt signaling pathway. The transcript has 4 exons. The record is from RefSeq and is a predicted model, not a curated record. Gene Ontology annotation, cellular component: plasma membrane. Gene Ontology annotation, molecular function: Wnt-protein binding.
UUCGUUAAUAUCUUUUUUCCCCCCUUUUUUUUUUUUUAUUUUUUUGCCUGCUGCAAAGCCUGCGGCUGAGCGGGGCGACGGAGCCAGCGCGGCCGCACUCAGCGCGCAGCCGGCGGGGUGCCGCGGCGCAGCGGAGCGGGGCCGGGGCUGGGGCCGGGGCAGCGCCGGGGGCGGCCCAUGGCCGCGCCGCCCCGCUGAGCCCCGCGGGCGCCGCCGCUCGCUGCCGCCAGCUCGGCCGGGAAGCAGCGCGCCCGCCAUGGCCCGGCGCUGGUGGCUCGCCGCGCUGCUCCUAGCCUGCGCGGCCGCGGAGGCGCCGCUGCGCUGGGAGCCGCGGUGCCGGCAGCAGCUGCGCCACCUGCAGGACGGCGCCAGGAUCGCGGCGCGGCUGCCGCCCCGCCUGGAGGGGCACUGGGUCUCCACCGGGUGCGAGGUGCGGCCGGGCCCCGAGUUCCUCACCAGGUCCUACCUCUUCUACUCCAACCGCCUCUUCAAGGCCCACCAGUUCUACUACUGGGACCCCGCCUGCCGCGAGCCCUCCUACUCGCUCGUCAUCAAGGGCAAGCUGCGGCUGCGCCAGGCCUCCUGGAUCACCCGCGGCGCCACCGAGGCCGACUACCACCUGCACAAGGUGGGCAUCGUUUUCCACAGCCGGCGCGCCAUGCAGGAGGUGGCCGCCUGGAUCAACCAGACGUCGGGAGCGGGCUGCAGCGGCUUCCUGCCCCCGGGGCGCAGCUGGGCCCCCGGCGCGCUCUACGAACUGCUGAGCGCCAAGACGGAGCGCGACUGCACCGCCGCGCUGGGCUUCGCCAUGCACGAGCUCAGCCUCGUGCGGGUGGAGAAGCACCACCAAGCCCUGCCGCAGCCCCCGCAGCGCGGCAGCCGGCUCGUGGAGGAGCUCUACCUGGGGGACAUUCACACCGAGUGGGUGGAGAGGCUCCACUACCGGCCGACCGGUUACCAGCGGCCUCUGCAGAACGCCGUGCACCACGUGCAUCCUUGCCCAGCCUGUGGGAUUAUAUACAGAGCUGAUGAACACCAUCCGCCCAUAUUGCCCCUGAGAGCCGAGCUGCCGAUGCAGCUGAGCGGCAGCUGGGUGAGCACCCACUGCGAGGUCCGGCCUGCUGUGCUUUUCCUAACCAGGUACUUCAUAUUUCACGGUAGCAAUCACACCUGGGAAGGUUAUUACUAUCACUACUCCGACCCCCUCUGCAAGCAGCCGACUUUCACCAUCUACGCGUCCGGGCAUUACACCCAAGGCAUCCCCUCCUCCAAAGUGAGAGGCGGCACCGAACUGGCUUUUAAAGUCACCCAGGCUCGGGUGACGCCGAUGGACCAGGUGACGGUGAUGAUGCUCAACUCCUCGGAGCCGGGAAGCUGCGGGCUGACAAACUCCUGGCGCGCAGGGAUGGAGCAGGAUAUAACUCCCACAAAUGGAUGUUUGGCUUUGGGCAUCAAGCUGCCCCACACCGAGUAUGAACUUUUCAAAACAGAGCAAGACGCCAAAGACCGCAGCUUGCUGUUCAUUGGCGAAAGGCCCACGGAUGGAUCCAGCCCCGACCGUCCAGACAAGCGACCCACGUCGUAUCAGGCACCUCUGAUUCAGUGUGCUGGGGCGUCGGAGGAAUUCUCUAACUAUGUUAGUCUGAAAUACUUGGGAAAACAGGAUGCUAAUGGGAAUGAAGCACUAAAACCUUUGUCUGUGGCCUUUUUAUUGUUUAUAGCACUGCAGUUUUUAAGAUGGGACUAGCUAUCUAUUCAGGUACGGCACAGAAUUCAGAUAGUCCUGGUGCUAGGAUGAUUUUAUAUCCUUCAAAUGAGCACAUCUGGAAUCAGUUUUACUUAGAUUUGGAAAUACUUUAAAAAAAAGCAGUGAACAAAGCCAAGAAGCCAGGAAGAUAUGCCUGACUAUAUACUGUUUGUCCUGUGGCUUUAUUGCCUAAUCUUCCCUCUUCUCUGCCUACAAAUCUAACGUAGUGACAUGGAUGCAUUGCACAUUGCAAUAGAUAAUUUAGCAAUAAGAGAGGAAAAAAAGAGCUACAUCAAUUAGAAUUGCAGCUUUGAGCUUUUGACACUGCUAAGAUAUAAUCAAGAGCCUGAUUCAGAUGUAAUUCAAACAUCCAAAGUGUUGGCUGAUGAGUUUCUUUGAGGUUAAGUUCCCUCCCAUCAUACUCCUCAUUGCUGUUCUUGCAAAUUUAGACCUGCAGUGUCAGUCAGCCAUAGAUAGUCAGCAAGUGCUCCUGAUAAGGGCGUUGUUAAUCAUUCCUUGCUCAGUUUAUAGACUUUUCCUGCAGUUUCCAUGUAUAUGUACACAGACAGAGAUGCAAUGUACAGUUUUCCACUAAGGUAUGUGAAAAAGCAGCCCUCCCUGAACGUUACCUGGACAGACUGCUGUGCCUGGCCUUGGUCAGAUUGGAAGGUGCAGUAAAUGGAAAAGGCCUCUGUGCCCAACUACUCCCAACCUUCAGCUUCACACAGCUGCAGGCACUGCAUCCGUGUCGCAUUAUUCUGGCCUUUCCCGUCACUCGCACUGGCCCGCACUUUGGGAAGGCAGCAGCAGCCACCACAUUACUGCCGCCCUUGUCCAGCCGGCAAAGGACCGCGAGGCAGUUGGCAGCUCCUGCUCAUCACGUAUCUCGCAGAGCCAGAGAUCACUUACAGUGCCAGCCUUCUCAGACCAUGUAUUUUCACUGUCUCGUCUUUAGUAAGUGUUCUGGCGCACAGAUCAUUAAUCUAGCUCUCAAUCCAGCCACAUUCAUGUAAGGAUGUUUCAUAAAUUUGCUGCUAGUGAACAAGGUGUUGAGGAAAUACUCUGAUCAGGUAGCACAUCAGGUCAGGCUGAUUUCUAGUGACUAGAAGGACAAAGUAAGAAAUUAUAUUCCCUUGUCUGCUGCAGCUAAGAAGCAUAUAACUUACUUGCAGGAGACCUCCUCCCAGUAGCUAAAUCCUCUCCAAAUAAGCCUAUAUAUUUUACUCGCAAAGGAUAUUUUGUUAAACCAGCUAUGCAAUAGCUACCUUCUUAAUGCUGUAUUUACAAACCUGCAGCUUGUACUUAGCUAAUUUAUGGGUUUUAUAACAUAGAAAUACUUUUGGGGUAUCUGUACAUGAACAAAUAAUUCAAAUGAGAUGCUUAUUAAAUGCAUACAAUUGUGAUAUAAAUGUUGUCAGAAUAUUCGCAUGUUCCAGACAUGGUAAAAUAUUAGUCAUGCACAUAAACAUUUAUGCUUCUAAGAGGAUACACAAAAAAGCUAAGCUUGGCUAACUCACCUUAGGUGCCCUCUGCAAUCAACAGAGAGAGAGAGAGACUUCUCCAGGCAUCAGGUCAGCAGGCAAAAUCAGUCUCCUGCCUCCUGGUCCUCUUUCUUCACUCACCAUAGCAAAAACUUUUGCAGGUAAAGCACACCUGCGAAAUAUCUCCCACGGUUUCUAAGGGUUGCUGUGUUUCAUUGCCUGCUAUUGCAUGGAGAGCCACAGGCAAAUGUUUAAAGAACUGGAAGUGAUUAUUAACCAUCUACUGCACUCACCUCCUUUGGGGCCUGGCAGCAGGUGCUCUACCCACCCACCCUGGCAAAGCCAACACUAACCAGCCAAUUUGGAGGACACCCAGAAGGGUCCCUUUCUCCUGUGGCUUGAGAAUUAAAGUUUAUCUCAGCAUGUGGAGUCUUCUUUGCAAGGUCCCUGUUAAAAUACUGUGAAGCAAGGGAAAGCCCUGGGUAGCGUAGCUGGAUCUCAUACGACCCAUAGAGCUGUCUCCAGGAUAGUCACUUGUUACAGCCUAGACAGAAGGCUGCUGCUAUUCAAAUCAGCAGGGCAACAUGCUCAGGACCCAAAGAUGUCCAUGGUAAAAGUAGGGAACUAAGCUACGCUCCUUCCCUGUGAACACCUCAUGCAGAGCCUUUUUGUCCUCUCUUAAAUAUACUUACCCCACUUAAGUAUACUUCUGAAAGAAAGGGAAGAAAAAAACAAAGCCAUGGAAAAGCUAUUUGCAUAAAUACCAUAAUUUUUAUUGUUCUGUUCACAGUUUUUGGGAAAACAUUCCUAAAUUGCACAGUUACUCUCUUAAGAAUAUGUGCCUUUUCUCAAUUUGAAUUUGCCUGGCUUGGAUGUCCAGACAGUGGUUCCUGUGUUGUGCUUUUCAAGAUCAGAGGGAGCUGCCAUGUUGGGUAUUUUCUCCCCGUGAAGAUACUUCUGCAUUGUAAUCAAGACACUUCUCAAUCUUAGUUGGAUAAAUUCAGCCAAGUGAACUCUCUCUCUAACGCUCUCUAAGGCAUUUUCACACUCCACCAGUGAUCUUUUGAUUCUUUUUUGCAUCCAUUCCAAUUAUUCAGCUUCUCUUUUAAAAUGUAAAUAUCCAAAUCACAUCCAAAAUUCCCAAGUCUCACAGCUGAGACAUCUACAGAAGUAUAAUCACUGGUAAUGAUAAUUCAAAACAUGAACGUGUUCUUACUCAUUAGUCUUUUGCCCUGGGAAAAGCUGCACUGGGAGCUUGGGGGAGGGGGGGUUCCUUGCUCUGGUCCAGGGUAUGGCUAUUUUUGUCAUGUGCACAUUUUAUCAGUAGCUAUUUUGUAAGUAUUUUCACCAGUGAUGUGGAACUACUGAAUUAUCUUGGGUCCCAGCAGACUCCUUCUGUGAGCAUCCCCAUUUCAUUGCGGAUCUCUUUGAAUGACCACUUUUGAGAUACGUGAUUAUCACAGAAGCCCAAGCUUUGCAGGGGUCCAGAUAUACUCAAUGUAAUGUAAUCCUAAAGAACAUAAAAUUGAAAAAAAUGAUGCUAGAAUGAAAUGACUUGCAUUAUGCACAUCCAUCACCAUUCAUCAUCUUUUCCAUUCCCUUGGUCGGGCGGGUGUCAGGCAAGCUGAGCGCUUCACCCAGGUCAUCCUGUCCUCUUGGCCAUUCUCAUCAGCAGGUCAGAGACUGCCUCAGGCAUCUCCCUUAGAAGUAUUAAUUCAAGUUUUCUAGCCCUACUGAAUUUAAAAACGUUUAUUUUUGAAUAUUAAGCAAUGCUAAUCAGUGACAUCACCUUUCCAGUCUCUUAUAUCAUCUUUUGCAGUUUUGCCAUGUGCAUGUAGUAAUGGUCCUUAUCCUACCACAGAUUUCCCCCUGUAAUUCACCUAUUUAUCACCCUCUCCAAGCACUCCAACAUACACAUUUUUCUUCUCCUUUGGCUAUUGCUUUCCUUAUUAAUUUUCUACACUUCAUAACUCUCAUUUUCUGUUGAUUGCUAUUUCCCUUAUGUUUUUUAUUACUUUACAUCUAAUUUUCCCUUCAUUUCAUCACUGAACGAGGAUAGACUUUUAGCCAAAGUUGUCCCCUUUCUUGAUAGCAGAAGUUGUUUUUUUGGCCAUUUAAUACCUUUCUCUUAGAAAACUGCCAAUUCUAAUUCACAGCUUUCCAUCCAAUUUCUUAUUCACUAUCAGAUUUGAUAUGAAGUUUGUUCAGCUGUGGCCUUUUGAAACACCAGUUACAUAUAUUAAUACAGUAUGGCUGUAUGCAUACCUCAAAUGCAAUCAGGAUUCCACAGUAACCACCAGCUUCUAGUUCUGUCAUUAAUUUAUCUUUAUCUGACAUAACUGAGAGAAAACAGAAAGCCUUCGUGUUACAUGUGUAACACUGCAUUAGAAAAACAGAUCUAGGACAUAAGCAACAAACAUUAAAGCUGACUACUGGUUUCCUUUCAACUAUGAAACAACUAAAUACCUUUUUAUCGCAUCUAUGAAGAAAAAUCAAGAAAACAGACAGACAGGCAGGAAAGAAUCAGCUGAAAGUUGACAUAAACAGGCACGUGUCACUUGGAAACUCUUCCCCUUCAGUUGCAAUAUAAUACUUUUCGGAAGUUUAGGGUUUUUUUUAAACCCCCAAAGCACAGAAAAAAAAUAUAAUUUUCAAACAUUGUGAAUACAUUAUUAGCUUCCUGCUGUGACUGAGCAUGUAAGCCUUUUGCACCUUCUUCAAUAUCAUAAGCUACUCAGCCUUUGCAAUCUUGUACUUCUCUAACAGGCAUGGGCAUUUUAAUCAUGGGCUGAGUUAGCUGGACAAACUCAAUCUGAUCUCCUCUUCAACAGUUCAAUUAAAUUACUUGUUCUUCCAAUUAGCCAUCUUCAUGGCCCGUAUGUUUAAAAUGCCUUAGGAUGUAUUUUGCAUCCUAAAUUUCCCAAACAAUUCCUAAACUUAAAUAAAACACAAAAAAUAAGUUUAAAAACACUUUUAUCUAAAUUGUUAUCGUAGAGGGAUUCAUCUGAAACACUAUGCUGAAUAUAAAAACAUGUAAUUGACUUCAAACACCAAAAUAACAGACACCAUGGUUUGCAUGGCUUUCGCUAUAAUCCUAGGGAGAAAAUUUUAGAAAUCAGUGCAGUGCCAAAGGUGUACCUUGCAUUUGAGGUUAAAAAAAGCCCAGGCGAGUUUAGAGCAGGCAGAGUGGGGCAUUGCUUGUGGCUCUCCCACACGUCAGGUGAGCGUCCUGGCUCCUGCGCUAUGGGGCAGGUCCUCCACUGCUUUAGGGGGAAGCAAAAAAAGUCAUGUUGGGCCUGAGAAAGAGCAUGACUUUGUGAGUAAAGCACUGCACAAGAGCUCUGGUGCCACAGGACGCCUGUUGUUCAAUGUUGUGCAAUCUCUGCAAAUUUCCACGCUGGAUUUGGCUGCAGCCUGGCAGGGAGAGGUGCCAGACGAGGGUCGGCGCAUGGCGCACACACAGCAGCAGCACAGAAAAGCUGGAGAGACAGAAAGGAGGCGCCUGGCAUGACGCAUUGCUCCAAACUCUCCCGAGAGUGAAGAGAAAGAAGGAACAAAUUUGGUCAGGUAGGAAGCAGAAAGGUGACUUGUUACCUAGGAUGGGAAAAGGUGCCUGGGACUAGAAUUAGACACGAGGAGGGACCGGUCCAACAAGCAGCUGGGGCACAGCCAGGGAAAAGUCACACAGGCCAAUGUCUGGGAAGGAGACAGGGAAGAGCAACAUUGGAAAAGCAGCCAUAGGAAUAAGGAGACUGAGAUGGAAAGUAAUUAGGCAGCAAAGAAAUGCCAUUUAAAUACGGUAGGCUGAGCCUCAGUUUCUUUGCCAAGGUGCAGUGCUGGAAGAGGGAAGACUUGGACUGACCAGAAGAGCCCAAGAAGCAAAGCGGGGGCGUGACAGCUCAGGCAGAACAGAUCAGUAAAGAAACUGAGCAGGAGAGCGUGUGGCCUUCACAGAAACUCUUUUGGGCUCUGAACUGAAGCAAAAACUCCUGGCUUCAAUCAUGCUUCUUGGUGGCCUCCCAGCAAAACGCGAAAACAGAAGUUGCUGCUUACCACUACAUCAGAUACUCACCAGUAUAUCAGGUCGAGAAUGGGCAUCCAUGCAAGGACAUAACCCAUUCAACCCUGACACACACAUGGGUUACCUGCAGCAUUGUGAUGCCAUUUUUGAAGUUCACUUUUUAAAAAACCUAAAUAUGCAAAGCCUAAGAGCACAUACUGGAUUAUGCAAGGUCAGGCUCACAGAAGUUGGGCACCUUCGGGGCAGCCUUAGCUUACUUAGAUACUGCAAUGUAUUCAGACAACGUGGCCAAAUUAGUGCACGGGCAAACUUGGUUUUGCCAUUUCCUAACUUCCGAGUGCUGGACUUUGUACUGCCUUAAUAAAGCUCUUUUAAAAGUA